Ailuropoda melanoleuca (giant panda) is the source of this 2588-nucleotide messenger RNA. It is a transcript of the gene CCT6A, whose product is annotated as chaperonin containing TCP1 subunit 6A. The coding region runs from base 93 to 1688 and encodes 531 amino acids. NCBI's taxonomy places the organism in Eukaryota, Metazoa, Chordata, Mammalia, Carnivora, Ursidae. The transcript is spliced from 14 exons. Gene Ontology annotation, biological process: protein folding. The record is from RefSeq and is a predicted model, not a curated record. Gene Ontology annotation, molecular function: ATP hydrolysis activity; ATP binding; ATP-dependent protein folding chaperone.
AGAAGCCCCGGGUAGCGAGCGCCUCCUGGCCACGCUGAGCCGGCUUCGGGCGCUCCGCACGCCGGUCUCCUCCUCUUCCUGUGCUGGUUACUAUGGCGGCUGUGAAGACCCUGAACCCCAAGGCCGAGGUGGCCCGAGCCCAGGCGGCGCUGGCGGUGAACAUCAGCGCGGCCCGGGGCCUGCAGGACGUGCUGAGGACCAACUUGGGGCCUAAGGGCACCAUGAAGAUGCUGGUUUCUGGUGCUGGAGACAUCAAGCUUACUAAAGAUGGCAAUGUGCUGCUUCAUGAAAUGCAAAUUCAGCACCCAACAGCCUCCUUGAUAGCCAAAGUAGCAACAGCCCAAGAUGACAUAACCGGUGAUGGUACCACUUCCAAUGUCCUAAUCAUUGGAGAGCUGCUGAAACAGGCGGAUCUCUACAUUUCUGAAGGUCUUCAUCCCAGAAUAAUAACAGAAGGAUUUGAAGCUGCAAAGGAAAAGGCACUUCAGUUUUUGGAACAAGUCAAAGUAAGCAAAGAAAUGGACAGAGAAACACUUAUAGAUGUAGCCAGAACAUCUCUACGUACUAAAGUGCAUGCUGAACUUGCUGAUGUCUUAACAGAGGCUGUAGUGGACUCCAUUUUGGCCAUUAAAAAACAAGAUGAACCUAUCGACCUCUUCAUGGUUGAGAUUAUGGAAAUGAAACAUAAAUCCGAAACUGAUACAAGCUUAAUCAGAGGUCUUGUUUUGGACCAUGGGGCACGACAUCCUGAUAUGAAAAAAAGAGUAGAAGAUGCGUACAUCCUCACGUGCAAUGUGUCAUUAGAAUAUGAAAAAACAGAAGUGAAUUCUGGGUUUUUUUACAAGAGUGCGGAAGAGAGAGAGAAACUUGUAAAAGCUGAAAGAAAAUUCAUUGAAGAUAGAGUUAAAAAAAUAAUAGAACUGAAAAAGAAAGUCUGUGGUGAUUCAGAUAAAGGAUUCGUUGUUAUUAAUCAAAAGGGAAUUGACCCCUUUUCCUUAGAUGCUCUUGCAAAAGAAGGUAUAGUAGCUCUGCGUAGAGCUAAAAGGAGAAAUAUGGAAAGGCUGACUCUUGCUUGCGGUGGAGUAGCUCUAAAUUCCUUUGAUGACCUAAAUCCUGAUUGUUUGGGACAUGCAGGGCUUGUCUAUGAAUAUACAUUGGGAGAAGAGAAAUUCACUUUUAUUGAGAAAUGUAACAAUCCUCGCUCUGUCACAUUAUUGAUCAAAGGACCAAAUAAGCACACACUCACACAGAUCAAAGAUGCAAUAAGAGAUGGCUUGAGGGCUGUUAAAAAUGCUAUUGAUGAUGGCUGUGUAGUUCCGGGUGCAGGUGCAGUGGAAGUGGCAAUGGCAGAAGCCCUGAUUAAGUACAAGCCCAGUGUAAAGGGCAGGGCCCAACUGGGAGUUCAAGCAUUUGCUGAUGCACUGCUCAUUAUUCCCAAGGUACUUGCUCAGAACUCUGGUUUUGACCUUCAGGAAACACUAGUUAAAGUUCAAGCAGAACAUUCAGAAUCAGGUCAACUUGUGGGUGUGGACUUGAACACAGGUGAGCCAAUGGUAGCAGCCGAAGCAGGCGUAUGGGAUAACUACUGUGUAAAGAAACAGCUUCUUCACUCCUGCACUGUGAUUGCCACCAACAUUCUCCUGGUUGAUGAGAUCAUGCGAGCUGGAAUGUCUUCUCUAAAAGGUUGAAUUGGAAGCCUCACUCGUGUCAUCCGAAUCAUGAAGACUCUACAGAAUGAUCCUAAGAAUAUAGCAACGGAAUUUUUGUCCAAGCUUCAAAUAAUUUUCAAAAGCAUUUUCUUUUCCCAUAUGAAAAAAAAGAGAACACUGACACUUAAAUUCUGAAGUUCUGAAAUUAUUAAUUACAGUAUUUUUUUAAAUUGCACUUCAAUGUACACACAUUAAACAGGCUGUUUUUACCCAAUGAAAAGGGUGUUUGCUUUAGCUUCAGUGAUAUAAAAGUACCAUGUUAGAUAAGUAUAUGUUAUCUACCUUGUUAUUAAAUGUUCCUGAAAAAACAAAUUAUAAUGGUUUACUAAUUUCUUCUAAUGGUUGUAUUUUAAUUUAUCCAAUAGUACACUGUUAACACUUGUAAGUUUUUAUGCUACUAUAAAUAUUUAAGUAACUUAAAAUUUUGAAAGCAUCCCUGUUUUAGUGUAAAUUCCUGAGUAAAACUAUUGGAUCAUUGGGACUUUUAAUGCUUUCAAAGUAGCUGUGCUAGAAUGCUCCCCAGAAAAGUUGUAGUGAACAGAAAGAUGAGUGAAGUAGAGGCAAGGGAGUUGAAUAAGCUCAAGUAUGAAGUGGGGGAAAUAGAAAUAGAGGAGGCAGAGGUUAAAAGACUUUUCAAGCAUGGGGGCUAAGGGAAAGGAGAGUUUCAGUGGACCAUGUUUUCAUACCCCUGCACCUUUGCUUAUGCUGAAAUAUCCAUCCCAGACUCUCCAGUGCCCUUUCUCCCACCUGUUUCCACAAAAUUGUUUUUAUAGUCGGUAUAUCUCUGCAGUCCUUGACCGUGAAGUUGUGUUUUGCAGUUUUGUAUUGUUGAGGACUUGGCAGUUGCGUACAAUGUGUGCAAUAAAUGUUAAGUUGAAA